Messenger RNA from Aspergillus candidus, 2109 nucleotides. RefSeq names its product 3-hydroxyacyl-CoA dehydrogenase. Lineage: Eukaryota; Fungi; Ascomycota; Eurotiomycetes; Eurotiales; Aspergillaceae. The transcript is spliced from 4 exons. Gene Ontology annotation, molecular function: oxidoreductase activity, acting on the CH-OH group of donors, NAD or NADP as acceptor; NAD+ binding. Bases 1 to 2109 code for a protein of 702 amino acids. The record is from RefSeq and is a predicted model, not a curated record. Gene Ontology annotation, biological process: fatty acid metabolic process.
AUGUUGUUCUCCUCUCUCCGAACCCUCUCCUUCCGGGGCCCCUCAGUCGCCUCUCGCGCCUUUAGCACUUCUCCUGUGGCCCGCGCUGCCGAGGUUAAGUCGCUGGGUGUGAUCGGAGCUGGUCAGAUGGGUCUGGGUAUUGCGCUCGUUGCAGCUCAGAAGGCCGGGGUUCCUGUCACUCUCGUGGAUACCUCCCAAGGAUCGAUCGACAAGGGUCUGAAGUUUGCCGACAAACUUCUGGAGAAAGAUGUCGCCAAGGAGCGUCUCACCCGCGACGCAGCGGAUAUUGUCCGCUCCCGCAUUACCCCCACCCUGAAGAUGGACGACCUGUCGUCCGUUGACUUCGUGAUCGAGGCCGUUCCCGAGAUCCCCGACCUGAAGACGGGCAUCUUCUCCAAGCUGGCCCAGAUCGCGCCCAAGCACGCGAUCCUCGCGACCAACACCUCGUCCAUCUCCAUCACCAAGAUCGCCGCGGCGACCACCACGGACCCCAAGGAUCUCCAGGCCGCCUCGCGCGUCAUCUCCACGCACUUCAUGAACCCCGUCCCGAUCCAGAAGGGCGUUGAGAUCAUCGCCGGCCUGCAGACCUCUCAGGAGACCAUCGACACCUCUCUUAAGCUCAUGGAGCGCAUGGGCAAGGUCUCCUCCGUCUCCGCCGACUCUCCCGGCUUCCUGGCCAACCGCAUCCUCAUGCCCUACAUCAACGAGGCCGUUAUCUGCCUCGAGACUGGCGUCGGUGGCCGCGAGGACAUCGACAACAUCAUGAAGAACGGCACCAACGUCCCCAUGGGUCCUCUGACGCUGGCCGACUUCAUCGGCCUGGACACCUGUCUGUCCAUCAUGAACGUUCUGCACCAGGAGACUGGCGACAGCAAGUACCGUCCGUCCGGUCUGCUGAAGCGGAUGGUCGACGCUGGCUGGAAGGGCCGGAAGGCCGGAAAGGACAGACGAACCUCCAACCAAACCACCAGGCAGGAUUACAAUUACCUGCGCAGUACCCUGAUCAAACCACCGAACAUGUCAAAACAAUUACAGCUCACGCUCUCAACGAGCCUCGUCCUCGCCGAACAGCUCCAGUCGGCCUUUUCCGCCCCGCCGUCAGACACGUCCUCGCCCACCGGCGACCUCUCAGCAAAAGAUGCCUUGCCCCUCCUAUCCGCAGCAGCCACGGAGCUGAAAUCGCAGGUCACGAAGCUUUCUCUCCUCGCCAUUACCUCGCCGUUUACACACACCGCCGUCACGUCCGUCGUUGCUACGCUGAACGAAUCGAUCCUUCCAUCGCUCGUCACAGCCGCUCUGCUAGUCACCCCGUCGAUGCACACGAAGGCCUUCCGGGCGGAGGUCGAAGUCCAGGUCAAGACCGCACUGCGGGAGGUGCGCGAUCUUCUGAAAGAGGUCCAAACGGUGGCGGGGAAGAAAGACGCAGCGACGAGCCAGAGCGAGCUGUCGCAGGCGGAGAAGGACUCCGUCAUGGUAGCUGCGGGACGCGUCUGGGACGUUUGCGACACAUCGGUUGAUAUUGCCGCGAAGGGCGUCGUGGGGUACGUUGUGCGCCGCGUCGAAGAGUGGAGGGAUCUGGUGCGCGAUGCGGUGGAGGAGAUCGAGGAGUGGGAUCCUGACGAGGAGGGCGAUGAGUUCUUCGAUGAGAUCAUGAGCGAUAAAGGCGAUGACGACGACGACGAUAAUGAUGAUGAUGAUGGCGAGAACGAAAGCAACGCUGCACUGCACGAGCAGAAAAAGACCAGCGUCCGCAUCCUCAAGCCCGUUGCGCAGAUUUACCCCGCUAUUGUCAAACACCGGCUGGGAAGCGUUCCGGAGCUGUCUUCGUCGCUGGCCAGCAAGCUUGAACUCCUGAUGCAGAACCUCCAGCACAUACCGGGGCUGAUCGACGAAGUGGCGGGGGCGCUGUACGAGGAGAACACGGAAAAGUGUGUGCAGUAUCUCGUGCGGGUGAGGAGUUGCGCCAAUAAAGUUAUGCAGUCGGUGGAAUUAUCUUGGACUGCGGACGAAAGUUCGAAGGAGGACAAAUUCACAGCUUGGUCGAGGACGUGGUUAAAGGUGAUGGACGAAGUCAGCAAGCCUGUUCUCGAUUCGGGGAACUCGAAAUAA